AUGAAAUCUUUUGUUGCCUCAGUGUUGGUUUUCGCCUUUUGUAUCUCCGUAGGUAAGGUGUGACCGUUUUUAUGUCAGGUGUCUAGAUAUUUUGCCAGUCUUCGUAGAUUUAGCAAGCUUUAAAGGGGUGCUAUGCUGAUCCAGGUAACCUCACGCAAAUCAUUACAUGCAAUCGAAUCGUUGUUAUCACUUUGCCAUAUAUAUCAAAUAUGGGGCGCGGCCAUCUUCCGCGGCAAUUUCGUGAGGUGAUUUUUUGUUUUGUAGUCGAUUUGUGAACUUCUCUGUAUGGGUACCUACUGGGCCAUUGUUUUCGUUGCCGGUUUUCCAUCAAACUGAAUGAAAUCGUCGCAUAUCAAGAAUUAUUUUGCGUGGUAACACUCCCAACGUGCAACACAGUUUUUGGCAGAUCUAUUUGCCGACAUCGCACGAUUAAUUUUUUCAAACUUUACUGGAAUAGUCUCUAAAAUUGUCGUUUCAGUAGAAGUGAUCGCCGAGACUUCGAUUUCGCAAGCAAUACCCAUAGAGGGCCUAAUUUUUACGGAUUGUGCGUUGUUGAUGUUGUCAAGCUUUUUCAAAAGGCGUUCAGUGAAAUUUGGCAAAAUAGAUAACGUUGAAAAACAGGAAAUUUAUUUGAGAGUCAAUGUAUUUAGCACGAAAGUACUAAUUGGAGACACUAUUUUUUACCUCUUCUAUAAGAGAAGGGACCGCCAUUUUACGUGGUCCUCUGAGCAGGGUGAAGGUCUAGCCAUCUGGGCCCAGUUGUUCGAAGGCCGAUUAGCGCUUAACCCAGGGUUAAAUUUAACCCGGGUUUCCUUUUGUUGUGUUCAAAAGCAUUUACCUGGAUAAAUUUGACUCAUUUUUAGAGCUUCCGAUCAUCAACUUGUAGACAAAAAGAAUUAAAACUGAAAUGCUUUUUAAGCUUUCAAAUCUUGAUUCAAAUCUCGCCCUAACCCUGGGUUAUCUUAACCCAGCUUUGAACAACUCGGCCCUGAAGGGCAAAGGCAGUACCUUCAUUUCUAAGUUAUUUUAAGACCCCGAGUAUUGGUCUAGACUCGAGAAUCAAACCCGCGACCUCCCGCUCUGCAGUCAAGCGCUUUACCGACUGAGCUAACCCUGCCGAGUUGAUUUCGCAAGCUUUUGGGAACGCUAAUUACUUUAGCGUGAGGUAUCCCUGUUAAUUACAUGCUUCUAAUAAUAACCUGAAAAUGUCAGUCUUAAAGCUUCAUUGUUGGUCGACAAAGAGAUUAUGUUCUUUCAGCGGAUUGUUGUGGGGGGUACAAAGAACGGUAGCUCUUGAAAUAUCGUUUGCUUUUCGCUUUCACCAUAGUUGAUAAAGUGGAGUUGUUUUAAAGCCUAUCAGAUUUUUUUGUAUGUUUUCUCUUGUUAGUUUUUUCGGACUUCCACCAUGCAAUAAAGACAAAAAAACAAAAAAAAAGAUACAACUCUCCAACAUAAACUGCAGCACGGUUGUUUUUAUCUCUCACAUAUGCAUGCCCUUGAUAUUCAACUCAUUUUUCAAAAUCGCACCCCUUCGUGUUUGAUGUUCCAUAACUUUGGCUGUAGUGCAUGUACAGAAAAGCCACAAAAUGAAACAACAUAUCUAACAUUGAACUUAAUUUUUGAGCGAUGUUUUGUUGACAUUGCCGCUUCCAUAGCAACAACAAUUUGAGAAUUUUCUCGAAAUCUAGCUAUACUAAAUAUUCUAGUGCGCUAACAGGUUACACCGUCGUUUUUACCUUGGCAAUGUUUGAAUUUCAGAAAUGUAAUGUUCUAAACAUUUUGAAUCCCCAAAAAUGUCUUUUUCACUUUUUGUUUUUGAAUGAUCAAAAAUGUUGGUUUACAGCGCUGGAAAAACCCUUAUUUAUAUACCUAGCUUAAAGUGCGGCUCGAUUCUUUCAAUGGUGGUAAAAAAAAUUAGCAAGCAACCUUUGUGAUAACACAUUUCUCUAUUCUUACUCAGAAUAUAUGUUUACUUGUGUGAGCGUAAAAAAGUGUCCUCUUUUUAAAGCCGCUGUUCAUAAACCGACUCGAUAUUUUUUAAAGCGCUAAGGAUUUUUAAAAAGUGAAAUUUCAAAGCCAUUAAAAAUUUGUAAGUUAAUGAAAUAAAAUUGAAUUCGUGGUGAAUAUUUGCGCUCAGUUGACUUCGUAAUGGCUGCGGCUGCAUUAAGAGACUUAGUAUGUGUAAUCAAAUGGUGACGAGUGUAACUAUUCCCUAAGUCAAGAGUAUACCAUUUCAUUAAAUUUGGCUUAAGUUCAGAAUUUUUAGAAUUUUUCGACAAAAUACAUGUUAGAAUCCUUCUUCAUGUGCUCUUUCGUGUGUUCCGGUUUUUUAAAGCGUCUUUUAAUGCCCUGACAUCUUCAUUCAUAACAUUUUAAAACUUCGUCGCUAUCUUGGCACUAAGACGUACGGAAGGUUGCCAUGGCAAUUUUGUAAUUUCACUUGUGAAAUUUUAAAUUAACGCUGUUUAUACUACUACAUGAGAAAUCUCUGCAAUUUGAUUGGAUUAGAGCAGUCGUAUUUCAGCUUAAUUUGAAAUACCUACAUUUGAAAAUUACAAACCUUUUGCGAGUAGUAGUAUAAGCAAAUAAUAGCAUGAUUUGUACGUGAUAUUUGGCAUAAAUACCACUCGUGAUAUUUCAAAACUGUCUCAAAUUUCACUCGCCUAACGGCUCGUGAACUUACGUAUAACAAUUUCGAAAUAUCACUCGUUGUAUUUAUGCCAAAUAUAACUACAAAUCCUACUAUUACCUAUACAAAUUCGCGCCAAACUUGAUGAUUAAGGAGUAAUUCGUCACCUAUGAUACUAACGGAGUUAUUUCUAAUUAACUAAUUAAAGUUAACUCGUUUAAAACUGAACACUGCGGUGCGGCUAGCCUCCCCCGCAGACGUUCUUUGGGGUUCGUCACGCGUUCAGCGUCCAGCCUUUACUGAGAGAAAUAUACAAAAAACCAACGCUUAUCUCAAAGAUUCUCUUCCGGAGCAAAAAUCUUACAUAUGUGUUUGGCUUGUCAACACUUUGACUUCAACAGUGCCGAUUGGAUCUCCGAUAAUCUGCAUAUGAUCUCCAUCUGAUAUUUGCGAACAAUGGGAAAGGAAUUUAUCGUUCGAUUCAGCAGACAUUAGUUGGGCGGGAACGCGUGACGAACCCCUAAGAACAUCUGCGUGGGAGGCUACGGUGCGGCCGCAUUUCUACAGUGCCGGAUCUACAGUCUUUUAUACUACUACAUGAGAAAUUUCUGCAAUUCGAUUGGCUUAGAGCAGUGGUAUUUCAGCUUAAUUUGAAAUACCUACAUGUGAAAAUUACAAACCUUUUGCGGGUAGUGGUAUAUACAAAUAAUAGCAUGAUUUGUACGUGAUAUUUGGUAUAAAUAUCACUAGUGAUGUUUCAAAAUUGUCUCAAAUUUCACUCGCCUAACGGCUCGUGAAAUUACGUAUAACAAUUUAGAAAUAUCACUCGUGGUAUUUAUGCCAAAUAUCGCUACAAAUCAUGCUAUUACCUAUACAAACAAGCUCUACCCGGUUUUGCAAAUCAAGAAAGAACAAUACAUUUUCUUAACCUAGUUUAACGCAGGUAGUUUACUUCUUCAGGAUUAUGAAAUGAAACGGAAUGAAAUGAAAUUUCGUGGAUGAGAGGACAAUAUACGUGCCCUCUUUAAAUUAUAUGUGAACAUAAUUACAGUAAGCUCGGACUUCAGCCAUACAAAAGCGCCAAUGACAGCCGCUACCUUUCCUUCUAUAAGCUUAUUGUAACCCACAUGGCCCAUGAUAUAAAUGAUGUGUGAAAGGUUGACUACACCAACCAGCCGAAAACUUCCACAACUCUUUUCAAUCAGUAGUGUGGGCUCUUUUACGUCACGUUCAAUUUGAUGAAGGAGACUAGGCCAACGGCUUAACGUCUCCGUCCAAUUACGCAAACAUAUGAAUUAAGACGAGAUCUUAAACAUAAUAAAUCUUACUAGUUUUUUUAAAGACCCUGGUUGUUGGUCCGGUCGGGGUUUGAACCUAAGAGCUACCGCUCGCAGAACAUGUCUCUUCGCUUGUUUGUUUCCACAUAUUUGGAUGCAGCAUGACGGACAAUUUCCUUUCAAAUUCGAGUAAUUCUUCUAGUAACGCUUCAUUUCAUUCAGUUAUCAAAGUAACGCAACGCCUCUCUUUGCACUUCUUGUUUAUAUAUAUCAGAGGAAAACACAGAGUUGACGUAAUAUAUCAAACAUGAGACGCAGUGUUUCAUCACCAGAUGAAACACCGAGAAGAGAGUUGGAAAUACGACGCGCAGCGGAGUAUUUUUGACGAACUUCGAGGUGUUUCAUCUGGUGAUGAAACACUGUGUCGAAUGUUUGAUAUUUCUUCUCAAACAAAAUCAUUUUUGAAGGAGAAAUUAAGGAUGCAAAAAUGAGCAGUUUUUCAUCUGAUAUCCAAACACUCAUUAAACAUUCAUUUCCUUUGAAUUUUCUUUAUGAAUUAUUAAUGAGUUUGAGAACUCACUUUCUACCACUUGAUCUACCUACUUCUUGAGAAAAAUAUUUCUUGACAAAUAUUGUGGAAGCUCCGCUUUGGGCCUUUGCUAAACUUGAAUACGUGUACAGUGUGUGUAUUUUUUAGACGUAGCCGCGCUUGUAAAGGAGGAUGAAACAAGCACUGAUUUAUUUUUUGAAUAAGUCAUUGAUCUUUCCUUUACAGUACGAGCAAAAUAUUGAUCUAACUCUUGUGGUACUCGAGUCUUUAGAAUUAUAUCUAACUCUUGUUUUCCAAUACUGGACUAGACUUCAACCAUUUCCUGACGGGUAUUAUUUAUGCUAACCCUUAUACUUGUGAUAACAUAAUAAUCAUAAACAAUAAAAUUACGACUUUUCACUUUCAUUUGUAGGACACGGUAUCAAGUGCUACCAGUGUGAAUCAACUACAAAUUGGGAUGACUGUGUUAAUAGAAACGAAACGUCGUGUUUUUCUGGCCUUGACAGAUGUUUUAAAGGCCAUGUGGAAGCAGAAAAAGACGGCACAACCCUCAAAACUUACGGAAGGUCUUGUACAACGAAAGAGUUAUGCGACAAAGGUUGCGAUACGCUCAAAGACGAUGGUUAUGAUGUCAAAAAGUGCGACUUCUCCUGCUGUGACAAAGAUCUGUGCAAUGGAGCCAAGGUACCAAUGGCCAGUGGUUUCCUAUUCUUGGCAUGCGCUUUUGCAGUUUUUGUCCGUUAA
Porites evermanni is the source of this 5200-nucleotide messenger RNA. The record is from the annotation of a GenBank genome assembly. NCBI's taxonomy places the organism in Eukaryota, Metazoa, Cnidaria, Anthozoa, Scleractinia, Poritidae.